AUGUUAAAUAAAUAUAUUCAGUUUCCUGACACUCCAAAUGCCAGACAAGCAAUUAGUCAAAGGUUUUCUGAUAAAUAUAGAAUACCAGGGGUUAUUGGUUGCAUUGAUUGCAGUCAUUUUAGAAUACAUGGGCCACCAAAAGAAGAAGAGCAUCAGUACUAUUGCCGUAAACACUAUCAUUCUUUAAAUGUUCAAAUGGUAUGUGAUGAUGAAUAUCGGAUCCUUAAUGUUAAUGCAAAAUUUGGAGCUUUAGAACAUGAUGACAUCCAAGACCAUGAUGAGAGGAUUAGCACAGAGAGAGAGAGAAAUUCUACCAAUGAUUUAAUUAGAGGGAGGGUAUUAAGGGAUCAAUUAGUAAGAAGAUUACAGCAGCAA
Messenger RNA from Brenthis ino (lesser marbled fritillary), 375 nucleotides. The record is from the annotation of a GenBank genome assembly. Lineage: Eukaryota; Metazoa; Arthropoda; Insecta; Lepidoptera; Nymphalidae.